AUGGCAUCGAGUGCAUCAUCAUGUGUAGUUGAUGAUGAUUUCGAAUCACCAACCUGUUGGUGUGGCUUGAAAGCCCCAUUAAAGACAUCCCAAACUAACAAAAAUCCUGGAAGAAAAUAUUACGCAUGUCCGAAGUACAAGUACAACACGGGAGAAGCAAACUGCCAAUUCUUCAUAUGGGCAGAUAUAUUCCAGCUCUUAGAGUCCCAAAAGCGCACAAGAGAUAAUGCAGUUCGGAAAAGGAAGGAUGAUGUAUUGUUACGCGAGUAUGAAGUUGAGGAAAAAGAAGAUAAACUGAUUGAGAGAGAGCGUGUGCUUGACAAUCAAGAGGAGAAAAUUAUGCGCAUGGUCUUACAGUAUAGAUGUGCACGCAUAUCUUUGUGUAUGUAUUGGGUGAUCCCGAUUGUAAUAAUUUUUGGUUGGUUUGGACCAUAA
Carya illinoinensis is the source of this 435-nucleotide messenger RNA. RefSeq lists its product as uncharacterized. The coding region runs from base 1 to 435 and encodes 144 amino acids. The record is from RefSeq and is a predicted model, not a curated record. Gene Ontology annotation, molecular function: zinc ion binding. Lineage: Eukaryota; Viridiplantae; Streptophyta; Magnoliopsida; Fagales; Juglandaceae. The transcript is spliced from 2 exons.